Molecule: messenger RNA, 1990 nt
Organism: Bactrocera dorsalis (oriental fruit fly)
Lineage: Eukaryota; Metazoa; Arthropoda; Insecta; Diptera; Tephritidae
Exons: 2
Coding region: 1180-1509 (109 amino acids)
Source: RefSeq, a predicted model, not a curated record
UACUAUACAUACAUACACAUGUAUAUGUAUAUUUAGAAGCUCUAUCUUGAUUUGUAGCUUAACAUACCACAUAGUAUAUGCACAUAUUAAAGCGCUUAUCAAUGCUGUCUCCCUUUUGUAGGCGUCUAUUAAAAUGGCAGACAAACAUUUAAGCGUAAUACCAGUAAUACAAAUGGUAUUUCCUUGUUUGACUAACCACACAGUAUAUACACACACAUACAUAUGUAUGUAUUAUAAACUUUGUAUGAGCAGAGCAGAUGUGACAAAUGGCGUGAAAAAAAUGACGGAAACAUACUAUACACAGUGUUUGUGCAUGUACACACAAGUGUACGCAAGCAUACUCACAACACCAAAGCAGAAAAAUGUUGCGCAUACGCCACGUUGUACCAUAGUGUUAAGCACAGAAUAACAGAGAGAACGGAACUGUAUUUUUUAUAUUUACAUUCAGAAAAGAGCGCUGUUAUGUAUAAGGGGUGGGUGGCACAUUGUGGAAGUAGCUGUGUUUUUUAACGCUAGCUAAUAUAGAGUCAGCUCGUAAACUUGGUGUGAAGAUGCUUGUUAUAUAUACAUAUGUAUGUAUUUGUGUUGUGCCUAGUAGUUGUUGGCAUGAUGAAAUGAAAGUUGUGCGAGUUUAUUGGCAUAGGUUAGGGGUUUGAGAUGCUGCUGAAGCAGUGAUGUUAAACUUUGGGAGAGCUGUAUAUUGUUGUGGCAGGAUAACAAGUAUUUGUUUGGUAUAAAUAGCAUAGACAUUUGGGCGGAACGUGUAUUAACAUUUGAAGACUGCGACGUAGCUGAGCUGUGCAAAGGAUAAGGAAAAUAUAAUAAAAAAUAUAUUAAUAACAAAGUAUAUUAUAUAUAUAACUAUUUAUUAUGUGUUACAAAAAGUGUUAAAGGGAAUAAAAAGUGUAUUUAAAUCAAAAUUAUAUACAUAUUUAAGUGUGGUAUAUAACAAAAUAAUUAAACUAAGCAUAAUAGUGCUAUUAACCGUCUCGUUUCUAUCAAAAAAAUGCUUAACCGCAAGUAAUUUCAAGGCAGCAGCUUUUGAAAAGUGUAUCGAAAUCUGUUUUAACAAAACAAAUUGCAUAUACAUUUAGUUUUACGGCACAUUAAAGCAAUAAAAGCAAAGUUAUAAACAACACGUCGCAGCCUGCAAACAUAUACACGCGCUUAGGAUUAGAAAUGGAGGGCUAUCAGGAUAUGAGCGAGCUGGAAAAGUCGGUCGCGCACGCGGGCACCCAGCUCUAUACGGUGGCACACAAAUUGCACGAAGUCGAAACGACAUUGGACCAUACCAGCAGCCUGGAUGAUGUUGACGGCGUUUGUGUCAUGGAACUGCUCGAGUCCAUGGAGGAGGUCAAGGCGGAAUAUCAUCAUCUGGUACAAAAUAUACGCGAGGUGCACCAGUUGCAACGUGACGUCACCACAACGAUACGCUUUCAAAUGCGUAGCAUGCAGCAAACAUUCGAAUCGCUUAAGAAACGCAUCGAAUUGCGCGUUACGCAAGACUGAAAAACAUGCGCUGAGGGCUGUGAAAGUACGGUAAACAUGUAGGUGUUGGAAAAAAAUACGUAAAACGGAAAGCUGUGGCGAUGAGGCGUGAGAAUUAAAUAUAUUUCUAAGGUAGUUUUAAUUUUAUUUAUGAAUGAGAAUUAAAUAUGUCUUAAGUCGCCUUAUUUUUGUUUUUUAAGUUCUUAUAGAAAUAAAUAGAUUAUAAGUAACGCUUUUGUGUAUCAAAAUUUCCACAGUUUUCUUUUAAAAUAUGCAACAUUAUUUCUAGCUACUUCUACUUGUUACUAUUUUUUGCAUAUUUGUUGAGUAGUUAUUUAUUUUUUUAUUAAGUUAACAAAACUCACAACCAAGGUUGCGAUUUUUUAGUUAAAAAAAUUGGUUUAUAAAUUUAAUUUUCGAUUUAGUCCGAAAAUCGGUGUUUUAUUAAAUUUUCAAUUUCUAGUUCUGGAAUUUAAAAGUGAAAGUUAUUUUUUUAUUUUUA